GCUGCAGAGGCGACUCAGCCACGGUGGCCACCAGCCCAAGGAAUUACAUCCACGCCAGCUUCACAAUGAGUUGUUUACUGGCCUUGGCUGCCUGUGGGAAGAGCCAAGGAGAGCGGAGGAAGAGGAGAGACAAACACAAUGCGAGCGAGACGCGUUAGGGGGGAGGCUGGGCUUUAGCAGCAGCCCCGGCAUUUCAGCCCUAUGGAAGCAGAGAGGGCUGAAAAGGGAAUAAAAUGAACCAUCCACCGCCUUGCUGCUGCUGCCAGAAGAGCCUCGUCCCUACCUGAAGGGCUGGUAUCGAAGGAUGAAAGGAUCCAUGAGGGAGAUGCGGUAGGAAGGAGUCCAGCCACCUCCCUGGAAUGUGCUCCUUCGGGAAGGGACGAGCUCCCUGCCUUAUUUUAUGGAUGUCACUGAAGUAGACUUUGAAGGCCUUUGGAAGCCCAUCCCAGACUUGGCAUGGGAAACCACAGCAACAACCAUACCUGCCUGACAGAUGAUUCCUUCAAGUACAACCUGUACGGGGCCGUGUACAGCGUGGUCUUCAUCCUUGGCCUGAUCACAAACUGCGCCUCCCUCUUCGUUUUCCUCUUCCGGAUGAAGAUGCGGAGCGAGACGGCCAUUUUCAUGACCAACCUGGCGGUUUCAGACUUGCUUUUCGUCUUCACUUUGCCCUUUAAGAUUUUUUACAACUUCAACAGGCACUGGCCCUUCGGGGACAGCCUGUGCAAGAUCUCGGGCACGGCGUUCCUCACCAACAUCUACGGGAGCAUGCUGUUCCUCACGUGCAUCAGCGUGGAUCGCUUCCUGGCCAUCGUGUAUCCCUUCCGCUCCCGCACCAUCCGCACCCGCAGGAAUUCCGCCAUCGUCUGCGCCGGCGUUUGGAUCCUGGUCCUCAGCGGAGGAAUUUCGGCCUCGCUCUUCUCCACCACCAACGUGUCCAACACCAGCACCACCUGUUUCGAAGGGUUCUCCAAACGGAUCUGGAAAACCUACCUGUCCAAGAUCACCAUAUUUAUUGAGGUGGUGGGAUUCAUCAUCCCUCUGCUGCUCAACCUCACGUGCUCCUCGCUGGUUCUCCGGACUUUACGGAAGCCGGCCACCCUGUCCCAGAUUGGGACGAACAAGGAGAAAGUGCUGAAGAUGAUCAUCGUGCACGUGGCCAUUUUUGUCGUGUGCUUUGUCCCCUACAACUCCAUCCUGUUCCUGUACGCGCUCGUGCGCUCCCAGGCCAUCGCCAACUGCUCCCUGGAGAGGUUUGCCAGGACCAUGUACCCCAUCACGUUGUGCAUCGCCACCCUCAACUGCUGCUUUGACCCCUUCAUCUACUACUUCACCUCCGAGUCCUUCCAGAAGUCCUUCAACAUCAAAACCCAGAUCAAGAUGGAUUCUCUUUUCAAGACAGAGAUGCCGCUCACAAAGACGGCGCUGCCGGCGCCGCAGGACGAGAUCAGCGACCAGGCCAUCACCAACGGAGGGGAUCCCACGUCUGAAUCCCAUUUCUAGGGAGGUGUUUACACAGGGAGUGAUCCCCCAUUCACUCCUGCUUAACACCACGUGGCAAAGAGCAGCUCCAGAAAAAGGGGGGCUCACACGUGGGGUUAGUGAAGAAAAGCUGCUGGGGGACCACGGAUCCUCGCACAUUCCACAGGUGAACACAAAGUGUGAAAAUCCCCAUGGAUCUUCCUUUGGAGAUUAUGGAUAGGCUACAACACAUGCAUCAACUCAGGAGGGAACAGAACAGCUUCUUUAACCAACAUUUGGCAUUUUCCCCCCUCAGCAGUUGACAUGGGACCAGUUGGGAAAUAGAAAAUUUCAUUUUCUUAGAGAAUCCUGCCAAUAUUUCUGCCUUCUGGAGGUGCAUCCUCAUCCUCAUAUGUUAACACAGUAACUUCCCACAAUAUGUAUGUUUGCUUACAAAGGCAUAAUAAAAGCUUGUGGCUUUUCCUUACUCCAC
This is a messenger RNA of Sturnus vulgaris (Common starling), 1954 nucleotides long. RefSeq names its product lysophosphatidic acid receptor 4 (gene LPAR4). Gene Ontology annotation, molecular function: lysophosphatidic acid receptor activity. Gene Ontology annotation, cellular component: plasma membrane. The record is from RefSeq and is a predicted model, not a curated record. Gene Ontology annotation, biological process: phospholipase C-activating G protein-coupled receptor signaling pathway; positive regulation of Rho protein signal transduction. NCBI's taxonomy places the organism in Eukaryota, Metazoa, Chordata, Aves, Passeriformes, Sturnidae.